AUGGUAUCUCAUCGCAAUCUGCCCGAGAGGAAGAAUCCUCUUCUCGAGCCUACCGAUGCCACGGCUGUGGAAAUUCUCAUCGAGAGACGCCGACUGGGACAGACAAACCUCGGCGUAAAGCCCGGCGUCAGUGGUCUUACCAAUGCGACCAAGCCGGAGAACAUGGGCACGUUUGACUACGCGCAUCUGAGGGUUCCGUUGCCAAAGGACCUGACGGGAUCCGGCAUCUUCACACUGAACAAGACCUCGGCUUUCCCCGAAUCUUACUUCCUGAUGCGACGCAGCAGCGAUGGCUACAUCAGUGCAACAGGCAUGUUCAAGGCCGCAUUCCCUUGGGCUUCGCUCGCAGAAGAGGAGUUGGAGCGAAAGUACCAAAAGACUUUCCCUUCCGCGGGCGCCGAAGAGGUUGCCGGAAGCGUGUGGAUUGCGCCCGAAGAGGCUCUUGCUCUGUCUGAUGAAUACUCUAUGCGCCACUGGAUCGAGGCACUCUUGGACCCCGCGCCAAUCGAGAAGGGCAACAAGGAUAAAUCAAACACCCACAUUCAAAUGCCUCCCAAGUUCGAUGUCGCAAACGCCACACCUGCGACUCUCCCCGCACCUGGUCUUCGCACAACCCGCGCGCGCUCAGCUCGAUCUGUAUCACCUAGCAGAGGCGCAACCCCUAGCCGAAAGUUUGCGACUCCACGAAAGUCACGAGCUACAAGAAGUGCGAUGAAGCCUGAACUCACCAAGGCCGACGAGGUCGUUACUCCAUCGAGUGCUCUGCAAACCAUAAUCGCAAACGGUGCGACACCUUCCGAGUCAGUCGCAUCAUCUGUCGAUGGCGACUUCAAGGAGAAGGAGGUGGCAAUCGAAAAAGCAGAGCCAGACGUCAAGGAGGGUACAGUCCACAUCGAAGUCGAGCAGACCGUUGAGACAAACGGAGACACCGAAAAGACGAGCACCAAUGUCACUGUGGACGUCCCGCAUAGCCACGCAGCGCUUCCCGAGCCGGAAGACCCUACCGCUAUGAUUGAGGAGGCUAAGCGAAUGGUCGCAGAAGCACAAAGGCUAGACGGCGGAUCGUCGGCCCAGGUCACCAAGUCGACAAAGCGCGGAAUUGAAGAUGUCUUGGAUGUUGAAGAUCUCGCCGAGGAGCGCUUGACCAAACUUGCAAAGGUCGCAUACACCACCGAGCAAAAGAUGACCAAGGAGAAGGUUACACGGAGAGCACUUGUUGGUGUGGGUGUCAUGGCAAUCAUUGGCACUGCGUUCCAAUACUUUGUAUAG
Messenger RNA from Alternaria atra, 1269 nucleotides. RefSeq lists its product as uncharacterized. Gene Ontology annotation, biological process: meiotic attachment of telomere to nuclear envelope; mitotic telomere tethering at nuclear periphery. NCBI's taxonomy places the organism in Eukaryota, Fungi, Ascomycota, Dothideomycetes, Pleosporales, Pleosporaceae. The record is from RefSeq and is a predicted model, not a curated record. Gene Ontology annotation, molecular function: DNA binding. The transcript has 5 exons. Gene Ontology annotation, cellular component: nuclear membrane complex Bqt3-Bqt4. The coding region runs from base 1 to 1269 and encodes 422 amino acids.